UUAGGCUCGACAAACAAAUUGAGGUUAAUUUGGUUAGGAAAUUUGAAUAAUUUUACGUACAAUAAACAUACCGAAAAAAUGAUUAUCACGAGAACUGUCGUCAAGCUGUUCCACACUGGCGCAGUUAACCCGGCUACUGAGAAAUCUCUACUGGCCACACUAAGGAAAAAGACAGGAUACACAUUCACAAACUGUAAGAAAGCUUUGGAAAUGCAUAAUAAUGAUCUUAGCCAAGCCGAAGCAUGGCUGAACCAACAGGCACAGUCUCUGGGAUGGUCAAAGGCAACAAAGUUGGAAGGACGACAUACUACACAAGGCUUGAUAGGUGUCUCGGUGAAUAAUGACGAUGGAGUGCUGGUCGAAGUAAAUUGCGAAACAGAUUUUGUGGCCAGGAAUAAAGAAUUUCAGAAGAUGGUGGAAGAGACUGCUAAAACGUGCUUAGAUUAUGUUAGGAACCACCAGAAAUCGAAAGAUAUGAUAACAAAGAUAUGUUUAGAUGCAGAGCAGUUGAAGAACCUUAAAACGAAUGAUGGGAAGUCUCUAGCAGACAAACUAGCUUUAAUGAUUGGUAUGGUUGGAGAAAAUGCUGUUCUAAAAAGAGCAAUGUGUUUAAAAACUGGAAAUGGUGUUCAUCUCUCUGGUUAUGCACAUCCCUCAGGAAUUACUAGUGAUAAUGUUAUGAUAGGCAGAUUGGGUGGCUUGUUGGCUUAUAGGCCGUUGGAGCCAAGCGAAGCUGUUAAUAGCGUCAGCAAAGGUAUUUGCCAACAUAUCGUAGGAAUGCAUCCAAAGAAAAUCGGUUCAUCAGAUGACGAACCAGCAAAGAAUAAAGAUGAAGAGACUUGCCUAAUCCAUCAGGAAUAUCUCCUUGCCGAUGAGCUAACCGUAAAGGAAGUCCUAGAAGAAAACAAAAUUGAGAUUGUGGAUUUUAAAAGGUUUGAAUGUGGUGAGAGCGACAGAGCUCUGGGAGACCAGCCUUUAGAGUUCGUAGAAACUUGUCAAUAGUAGUUGAGUGUUUUUAUAGAUUGUUAAAUAAAAAAAGGUAACUAUUC
Messenger RNA from Anoplophora glabripennis (Asian longhorned beetle), 1049 nucleotides. It is a transcript of the gene mEFTs, whose product is annotated as elongation factor Ts, mitochondrial. The record is from RefSeq and is a predicted model, not a curated record. Bases 79 to 1002 code for a protein of 307 amino acids. Gene Ontology annotation, biological process: mitochondrial translational elongation. NCBI's taxonomy places the organism in Eukaryota, Metazoa, Arthropoda, Insecta, Coleoptera, Cerambycidae. The transcript has 5 exons. Gene Ontology annotation, molecular function: translation elongation factor activity; protein binding. Gene Ontology annotation, cellular component: mitochondrial matrix.